AUGAUAACACUAAUAAAUAUGUCUUCUUUUCAAUUUGAUUUUAACAAAGCUAAAAUAAAUAACAGAAAUAUUCACUAUAGAAUAAGAAGUGUUGUAUUUUUAACACGGGAUGUUACAAUUUUAUUUAUAAAAAUACAAAUAAUACUUAUAAAGUUGCUAUCUUUAUUAUUCUUAGGUAUCCUAAAACUAUAUUUGCUACAAAAGUAUUUUUUCGGGUACCUGAAUUAUAAUUUUUGUAACAAUAAUAAUACCUUCUAUAUUCUUAAGCAACAUUUAAUACAAGGCAAUUACAGCACUUUUAUUAAUCCUAAAAUUGAGUAUAUCAUUAUUAUGAUUUGA
Plasmodium fragile is the source of this 339-nucleotide messenger RNA. RefSeq lists its product as uncharacterized. NCBI's taxonomy places the organism in Eukaryota, Apicomplexa, Aconoidasida, Haemosporida, Plasmodiidae. The record is from RefSeq and is a predicted model, not a curated record. The coding region runs from base 1 to 339 and encodes 112 amino acids. The transcript is spliced from 4 exons.